Messenger RNA from Chaetomium strumarium, 2001 nucleotides. RefSeq lists its product as uncharacterized. The record is from RefSeq and is a predicted model, not a curated record. Lineage: Eukaryota; Fungi; Ascomycota; Sordariomycetes; Sordariales; Chaetomiaceae. Gene Ontology annotation, molecular function: ubiquitin-protein transferase activity; ubiquitin binding. The transcript has 4 exons. Gene Ontology annotation, biological process: protein linear polyubiquitination; proteasome-mediated ubiquitin-dependent protein catabolic process. The annotation marks the transcript as partial. Gene Ontology annotation, cellular component: ubiquitin ligase complex.
CCCGACGAAGUAUCACCGAUGGCUCCCGUGUUGCGGUCUAGUGCGAGCCUAGCGUCUCCUGAUGGGGCGCUGUCAAGAUGCGAGGAGGCCAUCCUGAACUGCUUUCCAGACAUUUGCCUGGAAUAUCUCAGAAAUGAGGCCCCCACGUACGGAUGGGACUCGGAGCGUCUUAUGGACCACCUCUUGAAUCAGCAAGAGAAAGGAACCCCGUAUCCGCGGGCAAACAUACUGAAACGGAAACGACCGGAAAAGGACGAGGCCGACGGACAUGCAGAGAUGCGUAGGAAGUUUGAGAUGGGAGAUCCACGCCGUGCUAAUAAGGCUCCUGGUUACGUCGAGCACUACACCAACGCCACUAAGAAGCUCCUCAAGGCUGCCUUCCCUCAGUGUUACGCUGAAGAUAUUGAGAAGCUGCUUAAAGACAACGACUACCGGCUGUACACAACCUAUCAGAUGCUCGACGAGGCGGGCUGGAAUACCGAGGCUCGGCAAAUGCGGGUCAAGAAAUCCUUCAGCACGCGCGCUCAGCCGGGGGAGGAGCUGCGCAACAGCGUCAUCGAGGCAGAAAAGGACGCCGUGGCAGAAUUCGAUGCAGCCAGUGCCGAUUGUCGAGCCCAGGCAGAGGCGAGGGCCGCGAAGAAAGCGGAGAAAGAGCGAAGGGAGCGCGAGGAAGCGGAGAACUUGGAGCGGGCCAAGUCCGAAGGAAGUGUCGCAGAAUGCGGGUGCUGCUUCGACGAGUUCGCUUUGAACAGGAUGACUCACUGCAACGGCAGCGAGGUCCAUUGGUUUUGCUAUAGCUGCUCCCGGCGCAUGGCCGAGACCGUUAUCGGACUCACGCGAUACCAACUUGACUGCAUGUCGACGGAGGGUUGUGACGGCACCUUCACCAAGGACCAGAAAGAGUUGUUCCUGGAUGCUAACUUGACCACUGCUCUGGACCGGAAUGAGCAGGAGGCGGUCCUCCGCAUGGCGGGCAUCGAGAACUUGGCUACCUGUCCAUUCUGCCCAUAUGCAGCUGAAUAUCCACCAGUGGAAGUAAACAAGGAGUUCCGAUGCGACAACCCGGAUUGCGGUUUAGUUAGUUGCCGCCUUUGCCGGCAGGAGACACAUAUCCCCAAGACGUGCGAGGAGGUUACGAGGGAGCGCGGACAAUCUGCCCGGCGUACGAUCGAGGAGGCCAUGUCAGCUGCGUUGAUCCGAACUUGCAACAAAUGUGGCACACCCUUCAUCAAAGAGAACGGCUGCAACAAAAUGAUGUGCUCACGCCCGGGCUGCGGAAACAUGCAGUGCUAUGUCUGCUCUCAGUCAUGCCGAGACUAUUCCCACUUCAACGACCCGACUCGGGGUGGGAAGUCAGGAAACUGUCCCCUGUUCGAUAAUGUCGAGCAACGCCAUCAGACAGAGGUUCAGGCAGCCGAGGAGCGGGCUCGCCGACAGGUGGUUGAGGAGAAUCCAGAGGUUGAGGCAGAGUUACUGGAAAUCAGGUUCUCGGAAAGCGUGAAGAAGGACGACGAGAAGCGCAAGGUAGCCACCGCGGGACCUCGACGGCCCAUUCUUGGCCCACCGCCCAUUCCAUAUCCGCACGUAGAUCGCGUUCAAGGCCCGGCCCAGCAACAGCGUUGGGCCCAGCAGCAGCGUCCGGCCCAGCAACAACGUCAAGCUCAGCCACAAGGUCCGGCUCAGCAACGACGUCCGGCUCCGCAACAAAGGCCCGCUCAGCAGCAUGGUUCGGCUCAACAACAAGGUCUCGGCCCGCACGCCGCUCUCCCUGUCAUUCCCCGGCAGAACGCUUCUGUAAUGAACGACAAUCUCUUUGAUCCGGCUGGAAGCCAGUGGGGUACUUUGGCUGUUCCUCUCGCUUAUGUUCCUGGCUUGCAAUCUCAACAACAGCCAAUGCGUGGGGGUAAUCCCUAUAACUUCCUCCCGGGCCCCUGGGACGCCAAUCUCUAUCCCUUCCUCCCGGCCCAGGCACCUAGGGCCCCUAGGGCCCCUACCCCUUAG